AUAUAAACAAACUAACACUGGAACUAAAAUCUCAGUAUUCGAUACAUACACAAUCUAUUAAUCAUCAUGAGCAACCCCAGAGUUUUCUUCGAUAUCACCGCAAACGGUGCUGCCCUUGGCCGCAUUGUCAUGACUCUUCGUGCUGAUGUAGUACCCAAGACCGCUGAGAACUUCCGUGCAUUGUGCACCGGCGAGAAGGGUUUCGGAUUCAAGGGAUCCAGUUUCCACAGAGUUAUCAAGAACUUCAUGUGCCAGGGUGGUGACUUCACCGCCGGAAACGGUACCGGCGGUAAGUCCAUCUACGGAGCCAAGUUCGCUGAUGAGAACUUUGAGUUAAAGCACACCGGACCUGGAAUCCUGUCCAUGGCUAACGCCGGACCCGGUACCAACGGAAGUCAGUUUUUCCUGUGCACCGUUAAGACUGCGUGGUUGGAUGGCAAGCACGUUGUUUUCGGAAGCGUUACUGAGGGUAUGGAUGUUGUCCAGAAGAUCGAAGGAUAUGGAUCAGACAGCGGAAAGACCUCUGCCAAGAUUGUUGUUGCCGAUUGUGGACAGCUUUAAAUUAUGUCGUGUCGAAUGACGUAUGUACCGGGACAUGCCUGUCAAGGGCCGCGGUGCAUGUGUGACUUGAUUAUGGACUUGCACUCACACCCUGUAAAUAUUAUUCUAGAAGUGCGCCUGCCUGGUAUUUGGGCGAUUUGCACGCGAGGUGUUGCUUUGGGACUCUUUAGUCGAGAAAAAAUAGGAUUAAAACGCUCCGCAACGAUGAUAAGUGGAACUGUUAACUUUUUACGAUUGAAAAUAUACCGUGGGUAUCAAGUAUGGUUCGGAAGUCUACUAUGCAAGCAUCAACGUUUGAGUGGUGUUUGUUUCAUGAUCCUUUGUGAUGCCAUCACCUUUGAGUGUAAAACUUAAUUCUGUCUGCCAUUUCAUGUGUGCACUCGUCUCGCGGUUAUGUGUUUGUUGCUCAAUUGGUUAAUUAUAAACUGCCUUAUGGAACAUUCUGAGGUUGGGUUGUAAUGGUACACCAUAGCGGUUUAUUGAAGUCAUCGCUCUGUAUAUUUAAUAUUGCUCUAUGCUGGUCGCAAAUGUAGCUACAAAUGACUGGGUCGCAAAUGUACUUGCAAAUGACUAGGUCUUCAUAGUACUGUAUGCUCAUACCGGUGUGUAUUGGUUUACUUGCACGAGCUCGAACUCAAUACUAAGCAGUAUCCUAUGUUCGACCUUCAGACUUCAGCUGUCUAGUCGUUUAUUGCUUACUCUUGUAGGCAAGUAGGAGAGGUGGAAUGUCAUCUAUUUUAUUUCUUUGCUUGAUCUGUUACAAACCGACAAACAAAGCAACUACCAAUUCAUGAGAAGCCGUCGCCUUACUAGUUGAGAAUUAAGCGAAGACUGUGUAUCGUGCCGUAUAGUAUAGUUUUAAGAAGGCCAUUGACCCCGUAGCCC
Molecule: messenger RNA, 1446 nt
Organism: Sphaeroforma arctica JP610
Lineage: Eukaryota; Ichthyosporea; Ichthyophonida
Product: peptidyl-prolyl cis-trans isomerase
Exons: 2
Coding region: 67-561 (164 amino acids)
Biological process (GO): protein peptidyl-prolyl isomerization; protein folding
Cellular component (GO): intracellular membrane-bounded organelle
Molecular function (GO): peptidyl-prolyl cis-trans isomerase activity
Source: RefSeq, a predicted model, not a curated record